Molecule: messenger RNA, 923 nt
Organism: Brassicogethes aeneus
Lineage: Eukaryota; Metazoa; Arthropoda; Insecta; Coleoptera; Nitidulidae
Source: the annotation of a GenBank genome assembly
AUUUUUCUUAGUUUAUAUAAAAGGUAACUGUAUUGUUUGAACCAUGUCAGUUGUGUUGCAAAAUGUAUUGGAUCAUCCUUAUCAUUGUAGCUGUAGCCGCAGCAAAUCAGCUGCAACCCCUAAUAAUCUCGACACCAUCAUUUGACAUUUUGCCCCCAAUUGCACACCUCGAAGCCCAAGAAACAGUUUUUCACCCCUUUGCAGUGCUGCCUUCUCAAUCCUACCCCAAUGUGGUUUCGGUUACUCCAAAACCUGUACGAAGAAUACAAAAUGUCGCGUCGUCCACCAGUAAAAAACCAUCUUUAAGUGUUUAUAGUGUAUCGCCAGCAAAUUCAUAUUACGAAGAAAAAAGCAAAUUUGUCGUUCCUUCCAGCAAAUACUAUACUUAUGGGAACGUCAUUCCUAUUUUGCAUUCAAGUUAUGAUAGCGAUUCAAAAGGAAAUUACAAAUUUGGAUACCAAACUGGUAACGAAAUCUACCAGCAAGAGAUUGGACGUGUCAAAGACUCAAAUAGCAUAGAAAAAUCAGGCGGUGUAUCAUACAAAUCUCCUGAAGGCAAAACGAUUACUUUAAACUAUAUCGCCGACGAAAAUGGAUUUCGCCCAGCAGGCGACCAUUUACCCACGCCACCCCCGAUCCCAGAAGCAAUACUGAGAAGCAUCAGAUACAACGCCUUGAGAAAAUCCCUCGACGACGGUCAGUACCAACCUGACAAAUAUUCCGAUGACGAUGGGCAGUAUCAUCCGGAGCUUUAUGAAGCUGAAAGAAAUUUCGAUUUUGAACCUGUUGGUAGUGGGCAAGAGCUGAUUCUUACGUAUACUCUGCCAGAUAUGUUAACUAAGGAUAAUUUGAGGAAGAGGGCUGAUAAUGUUGUACCUACCGAUAUUUGGUUUCCGAAAUAAAUACAAUUAUGAUUGAAUGAA